GGGAUAGACAUCAAACGGAAGCACGUGAAAAAGAACGUGAGGCGAGAGCCUGCCUCCAAAAAUGUCUACCUGAAGCUGCUUGUUAAGGUUAGUACUUUUCUCGGUAGUUUCUUUAUAACUUAUCAUAACUUAUGGGCGAACAGAUCAUGUUAUAGAGAAUCAUGGAAACGGAUGUGUUUUUCAUUUAUUUGCAGCUCUAUCGCUUUUUGGCUCGCCGUACAAACGCAACGUUCAACAAAGUUGUUUUAAAACGACUUUGUAUGAGUCGUGUGAACCGGCCACCGCUGGCGCUCUCUCGAUUGGUAAGUCUUCAUUCUAUUACUUGAUCUUUUUGCUGUUUAAGUUUAUAUAUCAAUCUAAUGUCUCUUGUGUUUGUUACGCUUUUAAGGUACGAAAGAUGAAAGCUAAAGGUGACAUCUCAAACAAGAUAUGUGUUGUUGUUGGGACGAUCACUAAUGACCUGAGGUUGUACGAGGUUCCUGCCCUUAAGGUCUGUUUCCAAAUCAGUACUUAGCCUUUUAGCUCUUCAUCAAUCCCUUGUCAAUUAUUCUUUUUCACAGACAGUGUGUGAGACUGAAAACCAGAUGUCUAGCCCGUUUGAACUCAACUGCAAGCUAUAAUUAUUUUUUUUUCUUGACCUCGACCCUUUUCUUGACUGCUGUCUACUUCUCUUGAGGCUUGUGUAAAGCAUUUUUUAUACUUUGCCUAGCUUAAUAAGCGUCUGUUUAUAUCUUCCUGAGGGUCCAUAUUCAUUUUUUCUCAAACUUGUCUGCCAGGCAAGAAUGCCAUCAUACAUUAUUUGGGUUACCCAGAUAAAGGGGCAGAAUUAUAUAAGCUAAAAAGAAAGUUAUUGUCACUAAGAAAGGGUUUUAACUAAACUGCCAAGUGCAACAGGCUACAGGCCUGGGCUAAACACAGUUUACAUGUAUUUAAUAAUAAAUAAUAAUAGUAAUGAACUUUAUUAAAGUCUCAUGUCUUAGAGCUCAGGCUCAGUGCCUUACUAAUUUACAAGUAGCCAUGGUCAGUCAGUUUGCCAUUAAGGCAAGUUGGUGUGAUUGCAUUUUCCCCCGUAUAAGGCAGUGGCUCCUACAUAUGUCACCUUUUUGUGAAAUAUGACAAAGCACCUUCUAAAAAACGCCAGCUCUUGAUGAUUGCUGUCACGUUUUCUUCGAAUGGAAAUUGAAUGCAGUACUUCACAAAAAACUGAGCCCGCGAUCGUUUUGUAGAAAAUGCUGCACCAUCAAAGAUGGCGCCCAAACUUCAUUGCAGACAAAAGCUGCUUGUUAUUCACCAUUAUUCUAAACAUUUUGAGUGGAUCAGAGAAGUAAUCAGAACACAGGGAAAAGGUAUAAAAUCAUAUAAGAAUUUUUGAAAAGAUUUUUUUGGUUGAGCAAAACCUCAUUCUUCCGAAGGGCGACUCUCAAAGUGAUCUUAAUUGUUUGUACGAGAUUGUUGUUGUCUGGGGCGACCAGACGACUGUAAAUAUGGGUCCCUGCUACCUUUAUUUUGUAGUUGUUUAGUCUUAAUUUGAUUCAUAAAAAUUUAAUAUCCCUGCAAGGUUUUGGAUUUGCUAGUCCUGAAUAUCCUCUCAUUUAGUGUAUGUUGUUUCUUUUCCAUAUUCAAGGUCUGUGCUCUUCAUGUGACUGAUGGUGCACGUGCCAGAAUUUUGAAGGCUGGUGGGGAAAUCAUCACAUUUGACCAGCUUGCUCUUAGAGCACCAAAGGGAAGCAACACUGUGUUGCUUCAAGGUAAGCUGCUACUGUCCUUCACUCUUGUGUAUGUUACAGAUUUUUUGUUGACAUUUUAGUUGGAGGUUAGACUGUAGGGUCCUUGUAAGGUGGUUUGUGUGCUCUGUUUGUGAACAGUAUGCUCAACACUUUGGCAUUUACAGAGCUUUCACUAAGGUCCGAAGGCUGGGGAUUGCUCCAGGCGACUAUGGGCAUGAUCCCAACUACAUUCAUGAAACAAAAGGAAAAUAGAACCAAAAGAACUUCCUAGCUGUUCGAUCCCAUCCCUAGUACUGCUUGUAGGUCUUUUGUAUGAUAUCAUUUGUUUGUCAGUAUCAUUAAAAAAAUCAAAUCUGCAAUUUUUUCUUCAAUUUUGAGGUGUACAAAGGUGUUAUGCAGUAGUUUGUUAGCAUUCCGUUCUGCAAAUGAUGAUAACACACGACGGUCUUCUAAUGCUAAUAGCACUUGAUGAACUCGUAGUGGUAUUCUGAUGCAGAGUAUCCCUGGCUUGACAGUUGCUUUUUCGUAAAGGAGUAGGUCACAGUAUUUAAUUUUAACUUUAAGCUACAGUGUGGGAUGUGUUGUCAUUAGUUGUUGUUUUGUAAUUUAGGUCCAAGGAAUGCACGUGAAAGUGUGAAACACUUUGGCCCUGCCCCAGGUGUUCCUCACAGCAAGACUAAGUACGUUUUGUCUAAUAAUAAUAAUGUGUUAAAGUUUUAGUUUUUUUCUCUUUUUUUGUUACAAAUUUUCCACGUUACUGAUUAAAGUGAAACAAAGUUAAAUAUUCUAUUUGCAAAAAACAAUUAUAGGUGACUAAGUUAUUGCAGGACCAUCACUUAAGGCCAGGGCUUGGGGACUUUCAUAGGAAACAAAAGGAGAACAGAACCUAAAGAACUUACAGUGUGCCAGCUGUUUGAUUUCCCCUCUACUCAUUGCAUAUAUCCAACAACUUGAAAUGUUAGUGACAGCUAUGUUAUAGGUACUGUAGACAAUUAUUGACACUAGACAGAUUGGAGUUUAAAUAAGAGUAGUUACCUUCCAAGGGUAUUUUGAAUAAGACAGUGUCCCCUUCAUUUGAAAUCCUGUUGCAGCUUGAAAGAAGACAAGCAUGUUCUUUUUGGACUCUUUUUCUCUUUAAGUUAAAGAAGUUGUCUGUGUAGUGUUACAUUUCUCAACCUAGUUUGUUUUCUGUUUUCUCCUUCACAGGCCUUAUGUCCGUUCCAAGGGACGCAAAUUUGAGAGAGCUCGUGGUCGCAGAAAGAGCCGUGGCUUCAAGGUGUAA
Porites lobata is the source of this 3009-nucleotide messenger RNA. NCBI's taxonomy places the organism in Eukaryota, Metazoa, Cnidaria, Anthozoa, Scleractinia, Poritidae. The record is from the annotation of a GenBank genome assembly.